Aphidius gifuensis is the source of this 1588-nucleotide messenger RNA. RefSeq names its product ice-structuring glycoprotein-like. The record is from RefSeq and is a predicted model, not a curated record. The transcript is spliced from 6 exons. Gene Ontology annotation, cellular component: extracellular matrix. The coding region runs from base 119 to 1528 and encodes 469 amino acids. NCBI's taxonomy places the organism in Eukaryota, Metazoa, Arthropoda, Insecta, Hymenoptera, Braconidae.
AUUCAACGGGUUGUUUGAAUGCAUAUAAAUACUCGAACUGAAUUUAUUAAGUCAGUAUCAAACGCAUCGUCAAACAGUCAGAUCAUCUAACUUAAAAAAAAUAAAUAAAUAAUUAAAAAUGGCAUUCAAGCUUAUCCCACUUUUUGCUUUGAUGGCAGUAGCUAAUGCUGGAUUUCUCAGUGGUUACCAUGGUGCCCAAGCAAUAACUUAUGGUGCACCAGCACUUGCCAAAGUUGCCACACCAAUAAUUACAAAAACUGUUGAUGCAGAAUACGAUCCACAUCCACAAUAUUCCUACAAUUACGAUGUAGCAGACUCAAUAACUGGUGAUUACAAAAGCCAACAAGAAACACGUGAUGGAGAUCUUGUUCAAGGAAGCUACUCUCUUCUUGAAAGUGAUGGAACAAAAAGAAUUGUUGACUACACCGCUGAUGCAGUUAAUGGUUUUAACGCAGUUGUACGUAAAGAACCAGCAACUGGUUUAGCAAUUAAAGCUGCCACACCUGUUUAUCAAGCUGCAGCACCAGCACCAAUUGCAUAUCAUGCAGCACCAGCACCAGCAGCAGUAGCUUAUCACGCAGCACCAGCUCAAGUAUAUGCUCCAGCUUAUGCUCCAGCUCAAGCUUAUGCACCAGCUCAAGCUUAUGCCCCAGCUCAAGCUUAUGCUCCAGCAGCUCAUUCAGUUGCAUACACUCCAGCAAUUGCAAAAUAUACCCCAGCACUUCAAUAUGGAGCACCAGCAAUUCAAAAAUUCGCAGCUUCAGCUUAUGCAGCUCCAGCCUACGUUGCACCAGCAGUACAUGCUGCACCAGCUGUAAAAUACCAACCACAUCCAUACCUUGCUCAUGUAGCAUACUCAUCCCCUUACUACUCAUACUCAAUCCAAACAGACAUCAUUCGAUUGAAUCCUCCGAUCAAGAGACUUACAAUGGCAUUCAAGCUCAUCACUUUAUUAGCUCUCGUAGCAGCAGCAAAAGCUGGUUUUCUUCCAGCAGCACCAUUGGCAUAUGCUGCUCAUCCAGCUCCAGUAGCUUAUCAAGCAGCACCAGUAGCUUAUCAAGCAGCUCCAGUUGCUUAUCAUCCAGCUCCACUUGCAUAUGCAGCAAAAGUUGCAACACCAGUAAUCACUAAAACUGUUGAUGCAGAAUACGACCCACAUCCACAAUACUCAUACAACUACGAUGUAGCUGAUUCACUCACUGGUGACUACAAAAGCCAACAAGAAACUCGUGAUGGUGACUUUGUUCAAGGAAGCUAUUCACUUCUUGAAAGUGAUGGAACAAAAAGAAUCGUAGACUAUACCGCUGAUGCAGUCAAUGGAUUCAACGCAGUUGUACGUAAAGAACCAGCAACAAUUGCAUUAAAAGCAGCAGCACCAGUUGUACAUGCUGCACCAGUUGUUCAUGCAGCACCAGUUUACCAAGCUGCAGCACCAGCUCCAAUUGCAUACAAAGCAGCACCAUAUUAUCAUGCUGCACCAGUUUACCAAGCUGCACCUGUAGCUGCUUAUGCUGCCUACCAUCACUAAGCCAUCAAUACAAUUACCAAUUUAUUUAUUACCAAUAAAAUAAUCAUUUGAUAAAAGCAA